Messenger RNA from Ictalurus punctatus (channel catfish), 1304 nucleotides. RefSeq names its product transmembrane protein 107 (gene tmem107). NCBI's taxonomy places the organism in Eukaryota, Metazoa, Chordata, Actinopteri, Siluriformes, Ictaluridae. Gene Ontology annotation, cellular component: MKS complex. Gene Ontology annotation, biological process: protein localization to ciliary transition zone; non-motile cilium assembly. The record is from RefSeq and is a predicted model, not a curated record. The transcript is spliced from 6 exons. Bases 269 to 697 code for a protein of 142 amino acids.
CGGAGAGGCUCCAGGCAUCUCCUGUCCAGCAGGGGGGAAUAGUGAUCACAUUAACCACAGCAACCACAAGGAAAAUAGCGUUGCUGUAGUAACGGGUAGGCGAGACGCUUUCGGCUAACUCUUUUGCUAAAUACUCUGUUUAAAUAUGACUGUGUGAAGAGAAUGUGGAAAGUUGCAUAUAUGACAUGGCUACGUGAAUAACUGAAGAGCAAACUAACCGUUAUUCUCCUCUACUGCAAUCUAACUUGAGUGACCCUGUCGACUUUUUAUGGACAUGUCCGUGAUAAACAGCCUCGUACCAGCUCGGUUUCUCAUCCUCGCUGCUCACCUAGUGAUAGUCAUCAACAUCUUCUGGUCCCGGGGAAACAAUGUUCAAUCGUGCUUACCGCUGGACUUCACAGAGGAGCAGUACAAGAAUGAGGACAACCGGUUGAUUAUUGCUCUAUCAGUAACUCUGUGUUUAUUUGCCAUUGAAUUGUUUGGAUUCUUCUCCGGCGUCUCGAUGUUCAACAGUAACCAAGGAGUGCUGUCCAUGGUGUGUCACUGCAGCGCAUCUGUCUCUUUGUCUUUUUUCGUCAUCCAGCAGUGGGAAUGCUGGGUUUACUGGAUAAUCUUCGCAUUUUGCAGUGUCAUUCCUGCCCUGUGCGAGCUGGUACUGAUCAUAGCUGUGUUUGGACUGAAAAAGAAGCCGAUGUGAAGGUUUAAAUAUGUGUCCUGUGCCUCAGUAUGACGUCCACAUUAGUAGAACAAAUCUACUGUAUCUGUAACUUUAUAAUGAGCCAUGCAACAUCAGCAUUGGUGGAUCCUCCAGGUCAGAUUUUGACUUCUCAUCCAGAUUAAAUGUGAUGCAUUUGAACAUAAAGGGCUACAGAGCUGGUGUGACUCUUAUUUCAUUAUGUAACAAAUUAUGUCAGCAAAAAUUUUUUUAAAAAUUAUUUUAAUUAGGACAGUACCAUCAGAGAUCUAACAUGUGAAUGCGGUACAUGUGAAGUACACCAUCCUACACAUAAUAGUUCUUGUCAAUACUAUUCCAAUGUCUUUAGAUCUGUAUUGUAUAGAACUGUAUAAUGCUGAGGGCUUUCCCCUGAAUCAUGUAUAAUGCUGCAUUCCACUUACCCUGAGUUCACAAGUAGGAAUUUCGACUCUGAUGGGGAUUUUUUUGUUUGUUUUUUUUUUUUUUUCUCCACAAUUAUUUUUUCACCAUUGUAUGCAGUGUUGUACAUGAUUGAAAGAAGCUUGCAAUUAUUUCUAAUUGCUUCAAGUAUUUCUAGACACUCAAUAAAGCUGACCAUGCACUACAAGGA